CCCAUUCUUUUUACCUAAUCUCUUAAUAUAUAUGAACGGCAUCUUUGCUUAAGCCCCUUCAAUUAUUGCUUUCGAAUAUUCUCAUGGUAUUUGCUCUUUGUUUUUGAGGAUCCAAUUAAUAAGCAAAUCAUGGAGACUUGGCUGUUGACCUCAACACUCUCGUCUGCAUUGACCGAAGCAUUGACCUCUUCAAUCUCUUGGAUGUGAACCAGGCUUGGAAUAUUGGGUGUUCUUGUUUUUGAUACAUGUAAAGAGGUUUGGGCCAAUUUUGAUGCCUUCUGUGAAUCCCUCCAUCUGGGCUUACCAAAAGAGGAGGAGGAACGCAAUAGAACAAGAGAAUGGCAGGCUUAUGACUACGCUUUUUCAAAGACUAAAUGAGUCGGGAGUGUUUAGUGAGCUAGAGCAUUUUGGGCAACAUAGGCAAUGGCCAAGGACCCCAUUUAAUAAAAAAACUACAAGAAUAAAUAAGGCAUGUGCUCUAAGUCCACCCAAAGUUUCAUCAAUAAGGUCCACAGAGAGGGAGAGCUACAUCCUGCAUUUUCUUGAGAUUUCUGCGAGGUUUUUGCUCGAAUAAGCAACAAGGUGCACGAUAUUGUUGAAGGGCAAAUCCUUUCAUGCCUGUCCAUAAUUUGAAGUCAUUUUCAAUUCAAGCUCCACGAUAUAUUUUUUAUAAUAUAAUAAUGCUAGAAUUACGCUCGAUCUCCUCAGCAUGCAUCGAGUAAUCGCGUUUGGGAGCCCAAAGAAUAAA
Populus trichocarpa (black cottonwood) is the source of this 748-nucleotide messenger RNA. RefSeq lists its product as uncharacterized. The record is from RefSeq and is a predicted model, not a curated record. Bases 272 to 574 code for a protein of 100 amino acids. Lineage: Eukaryota; Viridiplantae; Streptophyta; Magnoliopsida; Malpighiales; Salicaceae. The transcript is spliced from 5 exons.